CGGUGCUUGCCCUCCGUCCCCGCCGUUCGCCAGAGAGACCGCGCGCAGGAGCGCGUAGUCGGUAGCGGCUCGACGACCGGCGCGGGAGUCAGCAAACUGAGCUCUCGGUCGCACGCGCGCUCGUGUUCAAGCCCACGGUGCGGUGGUGGUGUUUGCGCCCCCUUUCUCACACGGGCCGAUUCGGCGCACGCGACCCGCCGGCAGAGCGCUCGCGCAUAGCAGCCGAAGACGUGGAAACGGAAGAAGGAACAUCGCUCUUUGCCCGCUUCGGGACGUCCCGUUCGUUUCAUCGCUCUCUGCCUCUUCAUAAUAAUCGCGCUGCGCCUCUCUUUUGGAACUGCCGAGAGGCUGCGCGGCUGCUUUGCCAAAAUAACCUCUGCCCCGUGUAUCGAAAGUACAGUCUCCCGUCAACUCGGUUGAAACGAGAGUGGGCAAUGUAGGGACACUCGAUUGUGCAGCUUGUGCCGAGUAAUACUUGCUUCUCCAUGGAGGACCAAACGGUGCCCGUUUUUCUGUCACCUGUUCACGAGUCGCCGACGGCACGCCCGUGAUCGUCACCGCCCUCAUCUCCAGCCGUUACGCGCCGUGAAGCCCCCAAACUGGUGGUCGCCGAGGUUGGAAUUGUCAAGUUCAGCGGACUAGCGUGGCGGCGACGUGUGGAUUACUGCUGCAUUGAAGUCUUCGUGAGCUAUGGGCAUCGGGGAGCUCCUCUCCUGGACUAACGACUGCAGCUGCCAUGCCUGCCCCAAUCCAAGGCCCUCCCCGAGCUUGCCUUCAGUGCGUCACGUCGCGACCCAUCACGUGACUGACCUUCAGUGACCGCGGCUGUCUACCUUCUUUCGGAGAGCGUACUUUCCAUACUCAAGACCUUUUCGACGGUUCGUGAUCGCAGCCCUUCGUAAUGACCAGAGAGCGCCGGGCUUCUGUCACAUUGAUACUGUCCGCCUGUCUGCUGCCCUGGUGUUGCCUCAGUGUACACGGCUCUCGCACCGAGCGAGUGUUCGCCCAGCUGAAGGCAUUGCGCGAGUGUGAGCAGCGGGCGUUCUUCGACGCUGGAGACAACGAUACCGCUGGAUGUGAUUGGAGGUUCGACGGCUGGCAGUGCUGGCCACCGACACCUCGUGGAGUAACGGCUAGGGCGCCAUGUCCUACUCUCCUGCCUGGCAACGUGAAUACCUCGGCUACGGCAUCGUACCAUUGCCUCAUGAGGGGCUCCUGGCAAGAUGAGAUGGGCAACUACGACGCCUGCACAACAUCGCCAUACUUUGACCCCGAAUUGAAGCUUUUGAUUGACAUUGCCGAGGAGAUAGGGGAGUACGUUCCUUGGGAGCAGAGCUCUCCGAGAGGGGAGAACUGGAUGUGGCAGGAGAAGAUCGACCACUUCAAGCACUGCCUUGAGCACGUACUCCUGAAGCCGUUUCCUGAGCUCGGGGCGAACGAGUCCCUGUGUCCACGAACUUGGGAUGGCUGGAACUGCUGGGACGACACACCACCUGGACAGACGGUGUUCGCGCCAUGCCCACAAUUUGUGGCCGGCUUUCUGUCGUCUAGACAAGCACACAAAUUAUGCACGUCAAACGGCACGUGGUUCCGACACCCCGUAACUGGCCAUAUCUGGUCCAACUACACCGCCUGCGUCGACACUCACGACCUUCAGUUCCGAAACUUGGUGAACUCCCUGUACGUCACAGGAUACUCCAUUUCUCUGGUCGCUCUACUCUUGUCACUCUUCAUUUUUUGUUACUUUAGGUCACUUCGCUGUAGGAGGAUCACUAUCCACAAGAAUUUGUUCACUUCGUUCAUCAUCAAUAAUCUAUGUUGGAUACUAUGGUACAUCCACGUCAUCGCGCAGCCACAUGUAAUAGAAGAGAGUCCGAGCUGGUGCCAGGCUCUGCACGUGGUGACGCAGUACUUCCUCUUGUGCAAUUACCUCUGGAUGUUCUGCGAGGGUCUUUAUUUGCAUACGCUACUUGUGAUGGCGUUCAUCGCCGAGGACAAGAUUCUCAAGUGGUUCCUGCUCAUCGGAUGGGGUUUUCCCUUGCUUCCAACAAUAGGUUACGCUGUAAUGCGUGGCUUAGAUCCUGAGGCAUCAAGAAUGUGCUGGGUCGAACAUGAUGUCUGGUACACUUAUAUCCUGAGCGUUCCUGUGUGCUUCUCGAUACUGCUCAGCUUCGCAUUUCUUGUCAACAUCGUAAGGGUUCUUGUCACAAAGCUUCGGGCUGUCAAUUCCCCUGACAACGAGAGCACAAGGAAAGCCGUGCGGGCCACCGUGAUAUUGCUUCCCCUCCUGGGCUUGCACUACGUGGUGACUCCGUUCAGGCCCGACAAGGGAUCCAUCUUCCUUGCAUAUGAGAUAAUAUCAGCACUGGUCACUUCGUUACAGGGUCUUUGUGUUGCUCUCCUGUUUUGCUUCUUCAAUGGAGAGGUUCUAGGUGUCCUUCGGAAAACGCUUUCGCAAACACCAUGUUUCAGAAACGACGGCCGACGGAUGUCUUACGCAAAUACCAGCAUCAGCCGCCGUUAUCACUGUUUUCCUCCCACAUUUCCCUAUCCCAAGCUCAAGCCCCUCCCUACUCAAGUGAGGUGUACUUCUUGAAGCGUAUGUGCCUUGCUAUGUGUUUCAGUUGUUCAAAGCAUACGUCAUAUUCAGAGCUACGUCAUGUGUUCUCAGCACUUGGUUGUUGGUAGAGAAUAUGUGACGAUAUUUGCUAGUUACUGGUGUUGCUUUUAUCACUCGCAGUGUAUUUUCGUAACUGCUUGAGCAUGUGUUUGUCGUAAAUUGUUUACGGAAGAAGCGUUAACGCUUAGGCUACGUAAAUGAGGUCGGCUAAAUUCUCCAUUUGUACAAUAUCUUUUUUUUUUCGUACUGAACACGUACGAUUCAUGUGAUGGCAGAAUCUCGUGUCAUUACGCGUGCCAAACGUAUACACAACGUUGAUUGAUGUUCACUGGUAUUUUUGUGUACAUUGUGUAAAUGAUGCUACUUUUGUUGUUUUGCGCAAAUCGAUUCCUCGAGAAAUGCCAUGUGUGUAUUUAGCAGUUGAUAUGCCUGUAUAACUUCUCUAUGAACGAAGUGUUGCUGUUCAUAGCUGUAGAAAUACGAAUUUUGUGCGCCACCGCCAGAGACUUUUAUUGCUUCACUGUUGUCUGUUUCCCGUAGCAUCUCUGUAAUAUUUGUUCUUUUAAAAGAGCACAAUAAAGCAUGAAAUUU
Dermacentor silvarum is the source of this 3211-nucleotide messenger RNA. RefSeq names its product calcitonin gene-related peptide type 1 receptor-like. Gene Ontology annotation, biological process: cell surface receptor signaling pathway; adenylate cyclase-modulating G protein-coupled receptor signaling pathway. Lineage: Eukaryota; Metazoa; Arthropoda; Arachnida; Ixodida; Ixodidae. The record is from RefSeq and is a predicted model, not a curated record. Gene Ontology annotation, molecular function: calcitonin receptor activity. The transcript has 19 exons. Gene Ontology annotation, cellular component: plasma membrane. Bases 902 to 2596 code for a protein of 564 amino acids.